GGGUUUUUUAAUGACGUCGGAAAUAAUUAAUUGUGUAAAUUCAUCGUUUGUUAAGAUAACCAAACCUCCUCGAACUGAAAGGAAACUCAAUUACCUCAUCGAUCUUGCUGUAACUGUUUAUCAUCAUCAAUGAAAUUUUAUAAUUUAGGAACAUGUUCGAAGCCGUGUGGGAUUCUGCGAUGGCGGGGGCUGACCAUCAUGCUCGACUGUUCCUUGGAUAUCUCCACCGUCCUCAACUACCUCCCCCUCCCCCUCUCUGGCAACUCCAAGUUUAACUUCGUCCCACGAUUCCAAAACUACUCGGCCAAUUUCGAAAAAGAAUUAUGCGAGAUAAAUAAUUAUGUCAUGGUGGAUUCCGCACCACUACUCGGCGUCCCACAUGAAUCCUCAAUAGAUAUUUCGGAAAUUGAUGUCAUUUUGAUAUCCAACUCGUCAUCAAUUUUGGCACUACCAUUCUUCACGGAACAUCCAGAUUUCAAUGGAAAUGUGUAUGCAACAGAGCCCACAGUUAAUAUUGGAAAGUUUUUCAUGGAAGAGCUGGUGGAAUUUGUGCAAAAUGUUCCAAAGCCGCGAGCAUCUUUGUCAAAAGAAGCAGAUGGAGAAAACAUUUACAAAAUGCUGGAGUCCUCUCUAAACUUUCCGAUUAAGCUGGGCAAAAAUUCAUUUAAUCGAAACCUGAGGGAGAUUUACUCAAAGAAGAGCAUUAGCGACGCGCUACUAAAAAUUCAGGUUGUAGGAUUUAAUGAAAACAUUGAUAUAUUUGGAAAAGUUGUGGCUACAGCUGUAAGUUCAGGAUACUCAUUGGGAAGUUGUAAUUGGAUUCUGAAAUCUGAGAAAAAUAAAAUUGUUUAUGUCACAUCGUCUUCUACUCUGACAACACAUCCGAGUCCGAUGGAACAAUCCCUUCUAAAAGACGCGAACGUAUUCUUUCUUAAUGGACUAACUCAAGCACCGAGUUAUAAUCCGGAUACCAUGAUGGGGGAAGUUUGCAUGACUGUUGUUAAUACGCUACGUUCUGGAGGAAAUGUAAUUUUCCCAUGUUAUCCAAGUGGCAUUGUAUACGAUCUUUUUGAGUGCCUCACAACUCAUCUGGACUCUGCUGGUUAUGGAAAUUUUCCUUUCUACUUUAUUUCUCCGCACGCUGAAACAUCACUGGCCUAUUCUAACAUUCUUGCCGAAUGGUUAUCCAAUACUAAACAGAGGAAAGUUUACAUUCCGGAGGAUCCUUUUCCUCAUGCCCAACUUGUUAAGGAUGGUCGCCUAAAGCACUACAAAGCCCUUCACGAUAUAAGUGAAGUCCGACAACCUUCAAUUUUAUUUUGUGGGCAUCCCAGCCUGAGGUUUGGAGAUAUCACGCACUUGAUUGAAACGUGGGGUUCUAAUCACAAUAACACAAUUAUUUUCACUGAGGCUGAAUUUUCUCAUCUGGAAUGCUUAAUUCCAUAUCAGCCUUUGGCAAUGAAGACGGUCUACUGCCCCAUUGACACGUCACUAAACUUUCACCAAGCAAAUAAACUAAUAAAGGAGUUGAAACCUCGUCUUCUAGUUACACACGAAGAAUAUUUGUCACCACCGAGAACUAAUCCUCACCGGACUGAGUUUACAAUUGACUACUCACACACUGAAAAAAUAUCAACUGGAUCAGUAUUAAAUAUCAAAUUGAAGAAUACUUUUGCUUGUGCAAAAAUGGACCCCCUAUUGGCAAGUGAAUUGCAACCUUAUGUAAAGGACGAUAAAGGCAUGGCUGCGUCUACGAUUACUGCCGGAAUUGAAAAAAUGAACAACAAGUAUCGAUUGUUAAAGCCCUGCAUGGAUUUGUGUGAUCCAUACAAGUGCCCUCCUGAAAAGUACACAUGGGGCUCAUUAGACUCUGCAAUUGUAAUGCACAAACUAGUACAAGAAGGAUUUAACCAGGCAAAGAUUGUACAUACGGCAACUGGAUUCGUUAUAAAUAUUCCCAAUGAAGACGUCGUGAUUUCUGUGGAACCAUCCUCCACGCACAUAGUAUGCGGGAGUGGGGGCGAUGGAUCAUCAAGAACACGAUUGAAACGCUUACUGACUUCCUGUCUUACUGAAUUUUAAGUCAUUUACAUUUUCUUGAAUUAGAAAACGUUGUUGCAAUUAUUAUUUGUAAAUUAAUAUUAAAUGCAAUAAAAUAUUACAUUUUAUACCCCUAAAUA
Folsomia candida is the source of this 2180-nucleotide messenger RNA. RefSeq names its product integrator complex subunit 9 (gene IntS9). Gene Ontology annotation, molecular function: metal ion binding. Bases 130 to 2082 code for a protein of 650 amino acids. Gene Ontology annotation, cellular component: integrator complex. NCBI's taxonomy places the organism in Eukaryota, Metazoa, Arthropoda, Collembola, Entomobryomorpha, Isotomidae. Gene Ontology annotation, biological process: snRNA processing. The record is from RefSeq and is a predicted model, not a curated record. The transcript has 12 exons.